AUGUUUACAGAAAAGGCAAGAAAGCUGUGAUUCGAAACUGAAAACUGAAGAAUGAAAAUAAGAGAUAAAGUACUAAUACAUAAGUACUACUUAAAUGUCUUCAAUGGAAGUUUCUUGGGUAUGUGUCUUAUGCUUUUGACAUUUGGCCUAUGGCUUUUAUUUGAGAGAAACAAUUUAUUCAGUGUGUUAUUUUCUUCAGGUGAGAAGCAGUUAGUGGCAUGUAUUUCUUGUAUAUUGCUUGGAACGGGAUCUGUUAUUACUUCUACAUCAGCUGUGGGAUUCCUUGGAAGUGUUGUGGAAAUCAAAUGUCUACUAGUUACAUAUAUGAGUUUUCAGAUCCCGGUGUUUUUUACCCAAAUGGCAAUAUCAGUGCUGAUAUUCAUGAAGAAAGAAGAGAUCUGCAAUCAAUAGAACAACAGAACUGAUGAAGUCAUUUCUGAAUAUGGGAAUGAGAGUCUGGCCGAGCAGGAACCCGUGUGGAACAUUCUGAAUGCUGUGCAGCACAAUUUACAAGCUACAGGAUUUCUAUUCUACAUGGAAUGCUGUGGAAGAUACAAUGUCACACAGUGAGAAAGAAAUUAAAACAAGGAAAAUAGCACUCAGAUCCCAGGUUCAUGCAUAAAAUCUAGUCUGAAGAAAUGGUUUUGUGAUGUCCCAAGGCAUUCAACAUACA
This is a messenger RNA of Antrostomus carolinensis (chuck-will's-widow), 673 nucleotides long. RefSeq names its product tetraspanin 19 (gene TSPAN19). The annotation marks the transcript as partial. NCBI's taxonomy places the organism in Eukaryota, Metazoa, Chordata, Aves, Caprimulgiformes, Caprimulgidae. The record is from RefSeq and is a predicted model, not a curated record. Gene Ontology annotation, cellular component: plasma membrane. The transcript has 7 exons.